GCGAUGUGUGCCCGUUGUUCGACGAGAUUUCUUCUACCGCCGGUACCCGAUGUUGUUCAUCCUCCUGUACCCGAUAUCGGUUUGUCGAAUUUCACGUUAACGGAGGAGGAAAAUGCGGAUCCUGAAUUAUCUCCGGGCCUCUUCCAAGGCGAUAUGGCUCUAACGAAUGAUUUCUAUAAUUAUUGGCGGGUGGGGAUCAAGUUCGAUGCUUAUCCUGAUAAAUUGUGGCCGAAUGGUAUUGUGCCCUAUACUAUUAGUCCUUUAUAUGAGCCAUCGGAGCAAGUGACUAUAUUAAAAGCGAUGAAAAUCAUCAAUUUCAUGACUUGCAUCAAGUUAGUACCGUGGGAUGGUAAGGCGAAGGAUUACCUUCUAAUUUGGCCCAUAAAAUACCCGAAAGGUUGUUGGUCGUUCGUCGGAAGGUACGGAGGAGCCCAAAUUUUGAGUUUACAACCACCAGAUAAUAAAGGUAAUAACUGUUUAGGCAACGAGGGAAGGGCCAUACACGAGCUGAUGCACGCCUUGGGCGUUUUCCACGAACAGUCCCGCUGGGACCGCGAUAAAUUCGUGAAAAUCCACACCGAUAACAUAAUACCGCAAUUCAAGGGGAACUUCGACAAGCAGAGCCUAGACAACACGACGUACAGCUUCGAAUACGACUACGAUUCGAUCAUGCACUACGGGAAAUUCUUCUUCAGCAAGAAGAAAGGGAAACCCACCAUCACCCCGAAGCAGCCGAACGUGAAGAGCAUCGGCCAGAGAAAGGGGAUGUCCAAGGGGGAUUGUCUCAAACUGAACGAUUUGUACGGGUGCUAUAAGAAUCCCGGCAAGCGACGGAAGUACUACAACAUUUGCAAUUUCAUGGGUGUGUAAAGGCGAUUCCAAUAUCAGUAGUAGUACCAGGUAGAUUAUAAUUAUUAAUCCCCCGUUUACGCAAAAUUCGUAGAUUUCUUCUACGGUAUCGUAGAAGUUCUCGUUUUAUUGCUGAUGAUUGGAGUGAUUUCAUUUUUGAUUAACUUUUUGUUCAAUUCAAGUACCAGUUUGAAAUUUGGUCCCUCUUAAAAAUUGAAAGUGAUUCAAAUAAUCUGGUAAUACAAGACGGAAACUGAGUACAAUAUGUACAUCUUUUAUCAAACGAGUAAACAAGUUUACUUAGAUAAUUAAUUUAUUCGAAGGAGUAAAUGUUGUGAGGGAAUUGCAUUUUAGUGUGUUUGUUUGAAUAUGCAGCGCCGGUAAUAGACAGAAAAAAUGAAUCGAACUAGCUCGUGGAAAACAAUUUUAUUCUCGGUAACGUUAAAAAAGUAAACAAUACGACAAUUAAAAUAUCAUUUUGUUAUUUAUUAAAAAAUUAGCUGCAUCCAGACAGACAGUCAACAGAUAAGAACGUACAAGUACGUUGUAUUUGUUCGAAAAUUACUUCAUAUCUUUGGAACUAUUUAGAUAAACGUCUGGUCUUUGGUCUAGUUUUUUUUCCGUCACGAGAUAAGGAUAAUAUCCGAAGGUGAACGCAAUGGGAUCCGUGCAGGAAUUAAAACUACUAUAUUGUUUAUAAUAAAAUUGUAUUUGUUUAUAAUAAAUAAGUAUUUUGUUAAUAUGUACACUGAAAUUCCAAAUAUCGCGUCUACGUUAAGACAUUUUAAACAUUCAUCUCGUCUUCGCGUUUAAUAUCAAUCACAAUAUUUUGAUCAUUUAUAAAAAGAAACAUUUAAAAUGCCGUACAAUAGAACGUUUUCCUAUGCUUUACAUCGAAGUAGAACUAAUGUCAAAGAAUGUCAAUUUUGAUUGUAUUUAAAUUUGUACACGAACAAAUUUAAUUUAGGGGGCGAACUGCUCAGAAACACUUUUUUUUCCUUACUAUUAUUUAUAUUCGAUCUACGAUCAACAUUUAGAAACAUUUUAAAUUUACGAAAUCAGCGCAGUUAAUACUCUUCGAAACAGUGUUCCUAUCGCAGCAUAUAUACAGGGUGGAAUUAAUGUUUCGGUAGACAUUCGAUCCGAAUUGCAGCGCGAAAGUUUCCAUCCGCUUGUAAAUAAUACCUAUCGGCGGGGAAAAUUCGACGGGCAAUCGGAAAGCGAAACAAAACGAUCAUAAUUUACCUAGUAUUGCGUUUAAUGUUAAUAACUUAAAGGUUUUUUUUCACUUCGCAUUAAUCGCCACCCUGUAUAUAUUUCGAAAAAUACAGGAUUAAGCCGAAUCUAAUCAAUUUUCUUUAAGGUUACGAACAAAUCGAACGCUUCGCGAGUGCGCAAGCGCCACUUUCCGUCGAUUUUUCUCUUAAAUACCUAUAAUUAAUUUUUUGUAUUUUUUUCUCUCUCUCCCUCUCGCUCAUCUUAUAAACAAUAUUUAAAAACAGAACAAUGUUCUACUGUUAAUUGUUUUAUUUUUUUUUCUUUAAGUGAAAUAUCAUUUAUCGUUCUACGAGUUGCGGGUCAAAUGCCAAAUUGUUUAUUCUUUUGAUUUAAUUAAAUACUAUUAGUUUAUUAUAUUAUACACCUUCCCUUAGAUAGAGAUUUAACAGCGAGGUUCGGGCUACGAUAUUUACUUAAUUUUUCUUUAUAAAUCGAUAUCGGUGCUGCGUAAAAAUUUCUUUUAUAAUAAUUACCCUAAAUUAUAAUAAAAAGUGUAUUUAAACAAUUCGAUUAAUUACCUAACAUUAAAAUUAUUGUAAUUGGCAUUGCCACCUCGCAAUUAAGUCUCCUUUUUUUGCAAUGCAAUGAUAUUUUCGUUUACGUAAUAUAAAUAGACUCUACGAAUAUACAAUAUAAAAAAUUCUACUGAAUAAUAAACGAAUAAAAGAAAUGACUGGGCGCGAAGUAAACGUUUAUUUUUAAUAUAAAUAAUUAUUAGAUAUCGUAUGAAAAAAAUAUAACUAAAUAAAUUAAAUAUGAGACCAUACAAUGACGGUUUAAACAAUAAUAAUAAUAACAAUAUUUAUUCAUCUCCUCUCUUGCUGUGAUAGUUAUUUAUUUAUUUCAAUAAUAAUCGAUGCGUUUGUUUAACAUUUUUAAUCCCAUCGAGGCGCUUCAAUGAAAACAGUGACGGCCAUUUAUACAACUAAUUUUAAAAUACUGCUGUACACGCUAAUUUUGAGUAUUUUUUUCCCGUUAAAAAUAUUAAUCAACACUUAGUCUAAAUAAAAACUAAAACAGCCUUUACAAUUAUUAUAUCUAGGGCUACGAUUUUUCGGUACAUACCGGGCGUUUUCGGGAAAUUUUUUAAACACAUCCCGCCAUGUUUUGUAUGUAGAUAGAUUUUUCGUUGGGGAAACCCGCCUGAUUUCUUGUCAAUUUAUCGACAGUUGGCGGAAAUAAUCAAGUCACCUAUGAUUUACUACGUCACAAGUAGGCAGUGUUGCCGAGCUUUUAUAGAGUUUGCAAAAUCUGAGAAUUUUCUAAAAUUGUCGAAUGGUAAAACG
This is a messenger RNA of Phyllotreta striolata, 3413 nucleotides long. Lineage: Eukaryota; Metazoa; Arthropoda; Insecta; Coleoptera; Chrysomelidae. The record is from the annotation of a GenBank genome assembly.